AUGGAAAAAGUUUACUCUACUAACCACGAGAAUGUUAAUUUUCCGGAGACGUUUUCUGAUUUAGAAAGCUAUUUGAAUAACAUCAUUAAACUCAACUAUAAGAAUAUCAGAGAAGAAUAUUCAGUCGAUAAAAAUGUGUCAUUAGUGUCUAGUUUGCGCGAGUUAUACACACAGACAAACGACUCGCUUAGCAUUUUGAAACAAUUCAAUGACCGACUCUGGGAUCGGUAUCUAGCAGUAAAAAAACAGGCGUCCGACCAACAACACGAGCUAAGCGAAAUAUUCGAAAAACACAUUGUUCUAACCCGCCAAGUUGCCGAGUUAAACGAAAUGGUCGAACAACGACAAGAGCAAAGUAUAUUUCUUAAUAAAGAAAUAGAAUGUGCGGCAAAAAGUUCAGAAGUAGCAAAGGAUUGGGAGUUAUCGCUGAUAUUGGACAACAAAAAACAAGAGCACACACUAGACAAAUUAAUGUUCGAUCUGGAAAAGACCACGUUUAACGUUAAUCAGAAAUCGUUACUGCACGACUUAAAUGAAAUUAUCAAAAAAGAUUUGGAAAAACAAGUCGGAUCGCAAAAUAUAUUAGUUAAAUUAGAAACUGAAAAACUAUCUGCCUUUCAGCGAGGAACUGAAGAAAAACUAGCAUUAUUUGUCGAUAAACUAGACAUGGCCGAGGCCAAAACUAAUACAUUACAUUGCGAUGUGAUUAAUACUGAAAAACUAUCUAAAAUAAAACUUGACAUCCAAGAGUCGGAAAAGACUUUAAACGAGCUAAUAAAAAAUAAAAACGAGCAAGAUAUUAUCAUAGAAGAGAACAUAGCCAAACUCAAAAAAGACAAAGACGUCAUGCUUUAUACGUGCGAUACCUAUGAAAAAAAUCUGAAAACACAAGAAACGAAAUUCAUUACUGAUAUUUAUAAAACCAAACUUAUCAACGAGAAACAGUUUUUGGAAAUGAAACUCCUAGGAAAACAACAGCGGUGUAAAAUAAUAGCUAAUAAACUACAUAAGAUUGAAGAUAUGCAAACUAAAGUAAGUCAAAAUGAUUACAUGACAAAAACAUCGAAUGAUACAAUUUCAGACAUCAGAACAGGGUGUGGUGGUGAUACAGAAAAGAGAUAA
Molecule: messenger RNA, 1122 nt
Organism: Adelges cooleyi (spruce gall adelgid)
Lineage: Eukaryota; Metazoa; Arthropoda; Insecta; Hemiptera; Adelgidae
Exons: 4
Coding region: 1-1122 (373 amino acids)
Source: RefSeq, a predicted model, not a curated record